This is a messenger RNA of Loxodonta africana (African savanna elephant), 1020 nucleotides long. RefSeq names its product olfactory receptor 10AG1-like. The record is from RefSeq and is a predicted model, not a curated record. Gene Ontology annotation, biological process: detection of chemical stimulus involved in sensory perception of smell; G protein-coupled receptor signaling pathway. Lineage: Eukaryota; Metazoa; Chordata; Mammalia; Proboscidea; Elephantidae. Gene Ontology annotation, molecular function: G protein-coupled receptor activity; olfactory receptor activity. The coding region runs from base 1 to 1020 and encodes 339 amino acids. Gene Ontology annotation, cellular component: plasma membrane. The transcript has a single exon.
AUGCAAUUAACAGAAGUGAAAAUGCUUUUAAAACCUGUGAUUAAAUUAAUCAUCUUGAAUUUACCAUAUCCACAGAUGGAAAGCAAAUCAAAAGCAGAAAAAUCAAAUACUACUACAGUCACAGAGUUUACACUCGUGGGGUUUUCUGAUAUACCCAAUCUUCAGCAGAUUCUUUUUGGGAUAUUUUUUGUCAUAUAUCUGAUGAUUUUGUUGGGCAAUAGCAUCAUAAUACUGAUAACAAGAAUUGAUCCUACUCUCCAGAAUCCCAUGUAUUUUUUUCUUGCCAAUUUUUCCUUCUUGGAAAUAUGUUAUGUAACAGUCACUGUCCCAAGAAUGCUCAGGGAUAUCUGGACCCAGAAAGGAAAUAUUUACUUUCUGCCCUGUGCUACGCAAAUGUAUUUUGUUCUUAUGUUUGGAGGCACAGAGUGUUUGCUCCUGACAGUGAUGGCAUAUGACCGCUAUGUGGCCAUUUGUAACCCUCUGAACUAUUCUCUAGUAAUGAACCACAAAGUCUGUAUCCAGCUGGUGGCUGGCUCCUGGAUAAGUGGAAUUCCAGUCGAAAUUGGACAAACAUGUCAAAUUUUCUCUCUGUCCUUUUGUGGGUCUAGCACAAUUAAUCAUUUCUUCUGUGACAUCCCCCCAAUACUAAAACUUGCUUGUGGGGACACAUUUGUAAAUGAGAUGGCAGUCUAUAUAUUUUCUGUGGUGUUUUUCAUGGUUCCAUUUCUGUCGAUCGUUGCCUCCUAUGGCAAAAUUAUCUCCAGUAUUCUGAAAUUGUCCUCAGUCAGAGGGAGGGCCAAAGCCUUCUCCACCUGCUCUUCUCAUCUGACAGUUGUAGUCUUAUUCUAUGGAACAGCUGCUAUCAAUUAUUUACAGCCCGCAUCAAAUAAAUCUGAAGGACUGAGGAAGCUCCUUUCUCUUUUCUACACAAUUUUGACACCAAUGAUGAAUCCCAUCAUAUAUAGUCUGAGGAACAAAAAUGUCAUGGUGGCACUGAAGAAAUUACUACUUAAUUACUAA